Messenger RNA from Ceraceosorus bombacis, 2027 nucleotides. The record is from the annotation of a GenBank genome assembly. NCBI's taxonomy places the organism in Eukaryota, Fungi, Basidiomycota, Exobasidiomycetes, Ceraceosorales, Ceraceosoraceae.
AUGCUUGCGGGCGUCGCUCGCUCUAGGGCAGAAUGGUGUGGCAGAGGCUUCGCCUUUCACACCAUCCUCGCCUCUGUGCUCAUGCCCUGUGUGAUAGCGCACGGUGAUCAUGGACACGGCGGCUUCAAGCCGUCCGACCCUUCCCUCCCAAUCGAUACGAUGCUAUGGAUGCACAUGUUUCUGCAAGGUGCUGUCUGGCUGGGACUCUUCCCUUGUGAGUCGCGCCGGCCGUCUUGAAUUCUAAGCUUCGCUCACUUCAUCGCCUCCACAAACUGCCUGGUAGUGGCCAUGGUACUCGGGUUGACAAGGUCAAGGUGGCACGUGCCAGUCUCCAUUACUUCACUAGUGUUGACAAGCGGCGGCUACAUACUGGGCCGGCAACCUCGCGGCAAGACUUCCCGGGGCUUUCCUCACACAGCGCACGGCACCUUCGCAUCGUUCUUGAUCUGGUACAUGCUUCUUCAAGCUCUGAUGGGUACAUAUCUCAAAUUGCACCUUCGCUUCGGUGAGAAGCGAAUCAGGCCCGUUGUUGUCCGCAUACAUGGGGCCUUUGGCACAGGCUUCACCAUCAUCGGUUUUGUACAGUCCGUCCUUGGCGUCAUCACGCUUCGCAAUUGGUGCUUCGGAGGACACUUGGGCCAGUGUCUGGCACACGGAAUCAUGGGAGGAGCAUUCAUCGGCUACGGAGUCCUCUUCCUCAUCUUCCUCAAAGCUGGAGCUCUGUGGCUGCGCAGACGAAGAAUAUCUCAGGAGUUCCUAGACAGCUGCGUAAUCACCGCUUGGGGUCUCGUCAACGCUUUCACGGAGCACCACGGCGGACCGUGGACCCACAAAGACUUGCAGCAUACUCUGCUCGGUGUUGUAUGGUUCGCAGCAGGGGCGGCGGGCAUGUGGACCAGUAGAAAUGGCAAGAGAAGUGUGCUACCUGCUGUAGUCAUCAUUCUGACAGGAUGGGCAAUGAGCGGCCAUGCCCAAGCCUUGGUGGGUCCUGCGCUCGAGGCUACGCGUAUGCUUGGUCGCUCCAGUAGCUCAUGUUUAUCGCCCUUUUGUUCUCGCAGAUGCUGUCGACCAUGGUGCACGCCCUGUUUGGUUGGACGCUCAUGGCAGCAGGCCUCGCGCGUAUCAUCGAAGUCUGCUUCGUGCUCCGAGACCUACCUAGUGGAGGCGUAGGUGCAACAGGCUCGGGUGGGACGAGAGGCUCAGACGCCAGCGAAGCCGCUGAGGAGCAAGAGCAACAACAGCUCAUCGCUCUCGGACAUCCACCGGGACAAUCAGGCUGGUUCGAGAUCAAGGCGUGGCAAUACUUGUGAGCAUCAUGAAAAUCGGCAGCCUCUUGUAGCGCCGUGUUGAAGUAGUUCAUGUUUCGCUCUCAGGCCAAUCUACCUCCUCAUGUCCGCGGGAGUCCUCUUCAUGUCAGCCACGGAUGAGGAGCUGCAUUGGGCAAACGACCAGGGCGUGGACCACAUCACGUGGGGACUGAUCGAGUUAGUUGAGCAAGCUCCACCUGAGAGUGCCCAGGUCAUUCAGACGUCCUGACGCCCCCACCCUGCUCUCACAGCUUCUCGAUCGCUAGCAUCUUCUUCCUUUGGGCAAACGUGCUGGUGGACCUGUACACUUCUUCCGGCGGUAAGAGAGGCAUGGCACGCCGUCAUGCUUUGGAGAGCACAUCACGAACCAACUCCAGUGGCGGGCAUAUUGAAUUAGCUUCCGGCAGGGGCUACGAAAGACUGGCCCGAUCAAGCGUGUCUGAUGCUCGUCAAAGUCGCCUCGCACGCGGAGAGCAAGGCACGAGCGAAAGCACGUCGAGACGCUCGGAAGACAGCGCAAGCUUGGAAAUGGGCCACGUGGGCAACAACCGCAUCCAACGCACCGCAAAUGAGAAGUCGAAUAGAUUCAAAGCGGCAGACGCUGGUGUUUCCUCCGUCUCAUCUGCAUCGGACGACCAACCUCAGCACGUUCUCUUCGACCAAGAGGCUGGCGAUGAGGACGCUGAUCCCUUCGACGACGAGCACGUUCAUCACAGGUAG